AUGCGGACUAGGACUGUCCUUUCGUUGACCCUGUCGCUAUUGAACCUGGGCGCUAACGCAUCUAAUAAUACGUCCGAUAUUUCGCAGAUCUUCGCAGAUCUUGGAGAUCUCCCUCCCACGGGUGACUACAGCGUUGUGUACAUCAAUCCGGAUACCCAUAAGCUUGUGGAGGACAGCAUCCCAAAUCUUGCCGGGCAUGGAAAACGGACAAUUGACUUUUGGAUAUACAGGUACUACGAAGACCCACUCGUCGCCCUCCUCCGCCGCAACAACGCUUAUGGUUUCUGCAAAGCGUACUGCGCUGGCGAGAAGGCAUCAGUGGUUACUAAGACGAAGACCGCAACAAAGACUGCCGUAGUGUCUAAGGCUACUACAAGCUGCUUGAACAGCUCAACAGCCACUGAGUACACCACCGAGACGAGCUCCGUUACCGAAACUCUCACGACCACAACCACCUCGACCCUACAGUUCGGUCCAAGUGCGACUGCGACAUUCGCCCCUAGAGACAUCAAAUACCCCCCCUACCUCCGCGGUCACAACCACAGAGAUAUUGAGGCCGCGUGUAAGGUCCUCAACAAGCCACUGCCAAAGACCACAACCGUAACGCGUACAAAAACUAUCUCUUCAACGCACAUCCGCACUUUCACCAGCGUCCCCGCUGUUGUCACUCAUCUCGUAACGAGCACGCCUCCAGCCACAAUACUUACGACAGCGCAAACUGAUAUCUUGACAACUAUUGAGACUUCUACUUUGACAGUCACUGCAUACACGACUAUCACAUCUGUCUAUCUCCACGCGGAGACCAGCACCUCGUUUGCUACUACAACCUCAGCCGUUACGGAGACUAUUACCUUACAAACCACUGAGACGACGACAACUACAGCCACCGCGACUGUGUCCGCAUGCCCUUCAGCUACGUACGGCAUCUCCGGCAUUGCAGUCUGGCCCCUGGCCAACUCCGCUCAGGUGGUGCUACACCGGACGCGCCUGCAUGCUGCUCUUUGUGCUAUACCACCCCUGGCUGCAACGGAUGGGCGUUCCUGGGAGCCAAUUUCUGCUUUGCCUCGUUCGGCUCGCCGCCAAAUACGGCUCCAGACACUUCUACGUGCCCCAAUGGGUUUGGGUCAUACGUGCUUGGGACCGGUGGGCCCAGCUACCUAG
Molecule: messenger RNA, 1161 nt
Organism: Mytilinidion resinicola
Lineage: Eukaryota; Fungi; Ascomycota; Dothideomycetes; Mytilinidiales; Mytilinidiaceae
Exons: 5
Coding region: 1-1161 (386 amino acids)
Source: RefSeq, a predicted model, not a curated record